This is a messenger RNA of Spinacia oleracea (spinach), 1473 nucleotides long. RefSeq lists its product as uncharacterized. The record is from RefSeq and is a predicted model, not a curated record. Lineage: Eukaryota; Viridiplantae; Streptophyta; Magnoliopsida; Caryophyllales; Amaranthaceae. The transcript has 3 exons. Bases 102 to 1274 code for a protein of 390 amino acids.
AUAGCAGGACCAGCUUAUUAUUUGCGGUCACGGGAAAUAAGUUGUAUAGCAGUCCCAUCAAAAAAAUAGCCUCAUUUCCUUUGAAAGUUUGAAUUGAGAAAAUGAUAGAAAUGGAAGAAGAAGAAGAAUCAAUUAUAGAGUAUGGUAAUUACAGCAACUACUAUGUCGUUCAAAGCCCAUCUUCAGUCUCUCAUGCUAACAGCACUACUACUAUUAGUAUUGACGAUUCUGCAGAUUUAUGCCGUAAUCAUCAACAACCUAAUUACCAUCUUCACCACUCUCCUUUACAAUUAAAAGAAGAACAACUUUACAAUACCAAACCACUUCUCAACCAAAUUACUAACUCUACUACAGAUCUCUCUCCUUGCUCGUCUUCACGAGCUUCUUUCGUCCACCAGAAUAACAUCAUCAGGAUGCCGGCUCAUCAUCUACUACCACCUCAUGCUGCUGCUGAUCAUCAUUAUGCAAAUGUUGAUCUCCUUGAUAAUAAUUCAGCUGCAAAAAACAACAAAAAACUUAACAAUAAUAAUAAGAUGAUUGUUCCUGCUACUACAUAUACUAGUACUGGUGUUACAAAUUUGGGAAAAGUUGAACAUGGUGAAGAGGAGUACUAUAAUUAUGAUAAUGAUGAACAAGGAAAGUGUUGCCAAUAUUUCUCCUUCAACACUUACACUUCUCCAGUUUGGAUUACUUUACAACUUGUGUGGAGGUUUCUCAUCAGUGCCAUGCUUGCCUUGCUUGUUUUCUACCUCGUCACCAAGCCUCCUCCUCCCAACAUUUCUCUUAAGGUGAUAGGAGUGAAGCAAUUUGAGCUAACGGAGGGAGUGGAUUUAACGGGUGUAGCCACAACCUUAUUGAGUUGCAACAUUUCAACGGCGCUUAUAAUUGACAACAAAUCUAAAGUAUUUGGUGUCCAUAUUUUAUCUCCGGUGGUAGAUAUUUACUUUGGUCGUGUACCUUUCGUUAUAUCUCAAGGAAGUAAGAUGUACAUUCGAAGCCGAGAAUGGAGGGAAGUGUCAGUUUACGCAGGAACAAUGAAGAAGGCAAUGUACGGAGGUGGGUCAAAUAUGAAAGACAUGCUUAAUUCACCAAGUGGACUACCUUUGUUUAUCACUCUCACUUUCAACUCGUAUUUCAGAGUGGUUCCAAACUUGAUUCACUCCCGCUUCCAUCAUCAGGCUCAUUGUUUACUGCUUCUUCAUAAUUUAUAUGACCAAAAACAUCGCACUAUCACCCAGUCUUACAAUACCACCUGCCACCUUCUAUCUUCUUAAUUUUUUUUAUUUUCUUAAAUUUGUGGUUAUCGACCUAUAUAUGUACAAGCCCACAACCAAAGUCCAAACAGUAUAUUUCUAUUGUAACUUCUCUUGUCAUUUAAUCAAGGGAAUGGAGAAGCAUAUAAUCCUGUAUUCCCAUAUUAGUUAAUGGACCAACUAAUUUAAUUACCCACUUUAACUCCAUUCAAGUAUUCAA